Molecule: messenger RNA, 723 nt
Organism: Ophidiomyces ophidiicola
Lineage: Eukaryota; Fungi; Ascomycota; Eurotiomycetes; Onygenales; Onygenaceae
Exons: 2
Coding region: 1-723 (240 amino acids)
Source: RefSeq, a predicted model, not a curated record
AUGAAGCCUGCUCUCCUUCUUGGCUUGGUGGGCACUGCCCUAGGUGCUGCUAUAGAGCGUGAUGAAAUCGUGACCAGAUCCGUUGCAUUGCCUCAAUUUCCAGGAGGUGGCAUGCCUCCGGCCCCAACCCGCGAUGCUAUCCGCUCCACCAUCCCAAUCGGAAAUUCCCCUCCCGACCCAAAUAAGGUCCAAAUCAUUGGCCUCACAUAUGGCGGUACCGGCUGCCCUUCCAACACCGUUAGCCACGUCCUCUCCGAUGAUCGUCAGGUUAUGACCCUCAUUUUCGACCAAUACGUUGCAUCUAUUGGCCCUGAUGUUGCCAUCACCCAAAGUCGCAAGAACUGCCAGCUCAACAUCAACAUCCGCUACCCCGGUGGCUUUCAAUUUUCUAUCUUUUCUGCUGACUACCGCGGAUAUGCCAAUCUUGACAAGGGCAUUACUGGUACCCAGAAGAGCACCUACUACUUCUCCGGCCAAACCCAGCAGACUCACACUGAGACCAACUGGAAAGGACCUUUUGUUGGCGACUUCCUUGUGCAUGAUGAAGCCGACAGCGCCUCUACCGUCUGGUCGCCAUGCGGCGCUAAUGGUGCCCUUAACAUCAAUUCUCAGAUCCGCCUUAACUCGGCUGAUAACAAAGCUCGCGGUAUCAUGACCAACGACUCUCUCGAUGCCAGCUUCAAGCAAAUCGUUCACUUCCGCUGGCAGGAGUGCACCAAAUAA